CCUCAAUAUGACAUCAUCGCUGGACAAAGCAGCAAGGAGUGGUUAGUGGGAAAACCGUCCCAUAUCAAUGGAACACACCCGACCACUUUUUUAAAAUAAAUCUUGAACAAACCGUUUGUUAAAAACAAACCGUUAUCUGGUCGCUAGCUGUACUAACGUGUUUUAUCGCGAGAGGAAUCCACCACAUCAGCUUCUGAAGGCAACAUCGACUGUACUGGAAAGACAAAACCACAACUGGACUUUUUAGACUUUUUUUCAUUGUAUUCGCCUUAAGAUGCGUUAUGUCUGAAGAGCUUGCCCUGCCGUCCGAAUCCACACGGGGUGCCAUGCUGUCUCUGCUGCUGUCCGCCAUGCUGGCCAUCCAGGCUUUCGCCCUGAUGGACGUGCAAGUUCCCGAACAGCCCGUGGUGGCGCUCUACGGCCGCGACGCCACCCUCAACUGUUCCUUCAACGCCGCCGGCCCCUUCAACGAGUCGGAUCUGACGGUCUUCUGGCAGCUGACUGAAACGAAGCGCAGCGUGUACGGAUACAGCGAGGGACACGAUCAGCUGGCCGACCAGUCCCACAGCUUCGUCAACCGUACCAGCCUCUUCCCCGCUGAGCUGCGUCUGGGCAACGCUUCCCUACUGCUGAGAAAGGUGGCGGUGGCAGACGAAGGCAGCUACACAUGCUUCGUCAGGGUGCGGGACUACGGCAGGGCUGCUCUGAUUCUGCAGGUGGCCGCCCCUUACUCCAAGCCCGUUGUGACCUUGGAGUCAGCAUCUAACCGUCGGCCCGGCGAUAAAGUGGAGCUAACCUGCGAGGCCUACGGAGGCUACCCAGAAGCCGACGUGAUAUGGCAGGACGGGAGUGGCCGCAACCUGACGGACAACAUCACCACGACGGUGGUGGCCAACGACAAAGGACUGUUCUCUCUGAUGAGCGUGUUGACGGUGGUGCUGGAGCCUAACAGCACAUACAGCUGCCGACUCAUGAACCCUUUGCUGGGGGAGGAGGGGAACGCCUUUGUCACAAUCACAGGUCAAAACAUCUCUUUCCCUCCGGUGGCGUUAUGGGUGACAAUUGGCCUUGCUGUGUGCCUGCUGGUCCUGCUCGUCGCGCUGGCCGCCGUCUGUCGCAGGAAGAUCAAGGAGAGUUGCGAGGAAGCCAGGAGAGAAGCUGAAGAGGCCAAGGAGCUGGAAGAAGACGAGUCAAAGACAGCCAUGACGCCUCUGAAGAGCUAAGGCCAAGAGAACGGGAGUCGCAGCUGGACAGCCAAGGUUGGAGAUAAGUCUGGCGGCUAAAUCCCACACCUACACCUACAGAAUCCAUCAACCUGGCUGGCUAUUUCCAGCGUCCUCUGCAGACUGUCAAGGCGCUCACCUGAGCCCAAGAUGAGUCCAUCAUCAUCUUUCUGAGACGUUCUCUCUCGAGUGUCCAUCAAAACACAUCAUGCGCCAUUAUGUACUCUCUUGCCCUCCCCGUCCUUUUUGUCUGUCUCAAUGGAAGAAGACGAGUGUGAAAGUGUUUCAAUAGGUCCUAUUCAAUGCGCUAUGCAAAUGAGGGAAAAACUCUUUUUCCUUUUUUUUUUUACAUGUCAAGAGAUUUUUUUUGUUUUAAACUUGAAGAGCAACCCUUUGCUCAUUUCAAUCAUCAUCGCCGCCAGACACAAGCCGCCCUCCGCCAUUAGUCCCACACUUGCACUUGCUAAUUAGCGUCUGUCGCCCGGGUAACUGGUAUCUGUCAGUGUCUGCUCCCCUGCUAUCUUGUGGAAACUGGAGGCGAUUGUAAUUGAAUGCCAGCUAAGCUCCGACAAACUGCAAAUGGUGCAUGGGACACACCCUGACAGCCUUAUACGCAUUGUUUUUAAUGACUGCUUGUUCACAGGACCUUGAUCUUCUCAGCAUUAACCAGCAUGGAGGAUGUUUUUUUUUUUAUUGCUUUACAGGUACCCGUACCAAAAGGUCCAAAGAUUGUGCCUACCUUGCAUUAAAGGAACACAAUGAAGCCAAUUGGUCAUUUGUUAUUGUGUGUUCUAACCCCUACUAACCCCUUUAUUAAACCCUCUUUUCUUUUCCUGCAGGGUUAACAUGCCACUUAUCCUUGCAGGAGAACCCGUUCCAUUCUGGGAUGUUGGUUGACCUGAUUUGGUCAAUAUUGGAUUUGGAAAUAAUGGACGUAGAAAUAUUCACAAAUUUAGCAGGUACAGUAGAUCCCAGCCAUAAUGUCGAAAAUCCGUUAGUAAUUGAUGCGCCCGUAAAAAUGUUUAUUGUUGACACACGGCUCACA
Dunckerocampus dactyliophorus (ringed pipefish) is the source of this 2268-nucleotide messenger RNA. RefSeq names its product CD276 molecule (gene cd276). NCBI's taxonomy places the organism in Eukaryota, Metazoa, Chordata, Actinopteri, Syngnathiformes, Syngnathidae. The record is from RefSeq and is a predicted model, not a curated record. Bases 282 to 1223 code for a protein of 313 amino acids. The transcript has 8 exons.